AUGGGGGGUGGAGAUGGUGAGGGAGGUGGAGGAGGGGGAGGAGGGGGAAGGGGAGGUUUUGGAGGAGGAGGUGGUGGAGGAGGGUGGUUACAAAGGAGAGGCAAAGGUGGGAAGCCCUUACGACUGUCACAAGGUCCACUGAUACAGGGAGCAGCAAGAGCGGGAGGGAGAGAUGUUGGUGGUGGAGAGGGUGGUGAUGUAGCUAUGGAGAUGGGACAGGGAGUCGUAGGUGGGGAAGAGGGGGACCUACGAGAUGUGGUAAUGGUAUGGCUGUAG
Messenger RNA from Cryptomeria japonica (Japanese cedar), 276 nucleotides. RefSeq names its product glycine-rich RNA-binding protein 10-like. Bases 1 to 276 code for a protein of 91 amino acids. The transcript has a single exon. NCBI's taxonomy places the organism in Eukaryota, Viridiplantae, Streptophyta, Pinopsida, Cupressales, Cupressaceae. The record is from RefSeq and is a predicted model, not a curated record.